ACUGAGCGAGUCAGAUGAGGCGCAACCGCACUGGAGAAGAAGAGCAGGACUGGCGCGAAUGCCUUUGCUUUUUACACUAAGCCGCGUGAUCGGUGUUUUAUAAUGGUUUUAAAUGAUGGAAUAUGCAAAUUAUAACAGUUGACCAGGGCUUUUAGGCUGUGAAGUGUUUAUGAGGCAUGGCUUUCGUUUUCACUUUCUUUUUUCUGUCCUGUGUGAGCAAUGUUUGGGGAAAUAAUCCGAAAUCGACCGAGAUUGAUGGGAAUAUCUAUUUGGAUAACAUUACGCGUAUAUUGAAUAGAUUACUGGAUGGAUAUGACAACAGGCUACGACCUGGAUUUGGAGGUCCAGUUACCGAGGUCAAAACAGACAUCUUUGUAACCAGCUUUGGUCCAGUGUCAGAUGUUGAGAUGGAGUACACCAUGGAUGUAUUCUUCCGUCAAACGUGGAUUGACGAGAGGUUGAAAUUCGAGGGCCCCAUCGAGAUUCUGCGCCUCAACAACCUCAUGGUCAGCAAGAUCUGGACGCCAGACACAUUCUUCCGGAAUGGCAAGAGGUCCAUCUCUCACAACAUGACCACUCCCAACAAGCUGUUCCGCAUCAUGCAGAACGGAACUAUCCUCUACACCAUGAGAUUGACUAUAAAUGCGGAGUGUCCCAUGCGACUGAUGAACUUCCCCAUGGACGGCCAUGCCUGUCCUCUCAAGUUUGGUAGUUAUGCCUACCCCAUGAGUGAAAUUGUGUACACAUGGAAAAAAGGACCACUGUUCUCUGUGGAAGUACCAGAGGAGUCCUCCAGCUUGCUACAGUACGAUCUAAUAGGACAGACAGUGUCCAGUGAGAGGUUAAAAUCCAACACAGGUGAAUAUGUAAUCAUGACUGUUCACUUCCACCUGCAAAGGAAGAUGGGCUUCUUCUUGAUUCAGACAUACAUUCCCUGUAUCAUGACGGUGAUCCUGGCUCAGGUCUCUUUUUGGAUCAAUAAGGAAUCUGUCCCUGCUCGAACUGUAUUUGGCAUUACCACUGUGCUAACCAUGACCACACUCAGCAUCAGCGCCCGCCACUCUCUGCCCAAAGUUUCCUACGCCACGGCCAUGGACUGGUUUAUUGCCGUAUGUUUCGCCUUCGUUUUCUCAGCCCUCAUCGAGUUUGCAGCAGUCAACUACUUCUCCACGCUGCAGGCCAACAGGGAGCUCCGCAAGGUGGCCGCCGUCAAGGCAGCCCAGGAGGCUGCAGAGGCCGGGAGGAGUGACGGGGAGUCCUCUUCGGACGCCAGCAGUAUGCUGAAGAAGAGGAUGAACUCUACGCCUCACUUUGAGAGGCCAGCGGAGGUGUUCCCUAACCCUCCAGUGAAUGCCCAGGCCUUCCUCCAGCAAGGCUCAGCCGUGCCGUCCAACAACUUACUGACAGGCACCAGCAUCAUAGACAAGUACUCACGCAUCCUCUUCCCUCUGUCGUUCGGGGCCUUCAACCUAGUCUACUGGAUCGUCUAUCUUACCAAGGACACCAUGGAGAUGACAAGAGACAGCGUUUGAGCCCCGUCCUGGAGUGAGCCCCCUCACUGAUCUCACACGGAUGCACAUGUGCACACACACACACACACACACACACACACACACACACACACACACACACACACACACACACACACACACACACACACACACACACACACACACACACACACACACACACACACACACACACACACACACACACAAACAAACACAAGGACACUCGCCGUUUGGAUAGAUGACAGAGAAGCUUGCCAAGGUUUUCUUUUUGAUGCUGCCUCUGUACAUUGUGUUUUUUGUUUUUUACUUUCAGUGUGUGACUGAUUUGAAGUGCUCUGCCAACUGUUGACCUGGGAGCUCAAGUUUUAUCAUAGCUCAUGGGCCAGGGCUCUCGGUCUAUUUCAAACAGGUACUCAAUCUCUUUCUCUCACACACACCCCGCUGCGUCUUCCCCCUGAAGAGAAACGAUGUGCAUUGGCACUUCUCUUUCAAGUGUUCUGCCCCUUCCCGGUCCCUGUCUGAAACAGAGGGACUUUCCUAAAAGUAGUGAGUGUCUGUCACAGGACUGGAGGUAGCGGAGUCACUUCGUCUGUGUGAAACAAUACACAGCCUGGCUGCGUCUACCCUGGACAGUACUGGAAAACACACCUGAGGGGAGUACUGUGCACUGCCUCCACUCUGACUGACUGUCUCCCCCCAAUUUAAACUUUGCAAUCGCUCUCGGUUUUCGGUUCACUGGCUUAUUUUCACUCCUCUCAUGAAACAUUUCUUUGAUGAAGCCAAAUCGUCAAAGAGUUGUUCUUGGUUCCUCACAUACAUUUUAAUAUUCAGAACUACUCAAAAGACACACACCCAAAGACACACACACAUUCACAGGGACAAUCUUGUUAGACAGUCAAAUCCUGAUAAAUGCAAGGAUCAUCGGUCUCUCCACGUAGGUCAAAGAUCAAUCACAAGGCCUGUAUUUGUUGGCAUCCACCAACAAAAAAACUAAACCCUGGACUUUAAUGAAUUCACAAUAUUCUCUCCUUGCUAACUUUACUUGGCUAUGUUUGGCGUAUCAGAGAAUACAAAUAUAGUUCCCUGGCAACAGCCCGCCUCUCAUUCAAUGGAUAUAUUAUUUAAUGUCAGUGUUGUUGUUUCUUUUAAUGUUUUCUAUUUUUGCACUUUUAUGUAAUUGUAUCUGUCGUUAUUGGACGUGAAAGAAUGCUAAGGUGGUUUGUGGUUGGCAAUUAUUAAUUAAAUGACAGAUUUACAUUUAAUUUAGAACUGCAUCCUCUCACAAGCAAUUAUGCACCAUGCCAAAUGCAUUCAUUAACUUCGGUCUGGAUUUACAUAUAAUUAUGCACUAUUUCCAAUUAAAAGAAAGGAGGUAAAUGAUUAAAUCCACAGAGUAGCGCCAUCUAAAUAUAUCCCACGUUCAUAUAUGUAUGUGUGUGUUUAUUGGUUAUUCAUGACUGUCUUUCCACUGGCUGCCUCUCUCUCUCUCUGCAGCACAUACUGCAGCUUUAUCAACACACUUAUCAGCACCAUCAAGCAUCUGUUUGACUUUUUUAUUUUAUGAUAAAGUCCAUGAAUAUUACUCCGGUCCGUUACACCUUUCCGCAUUUCUUUCCAUGUUCCCCCAGAUAAUGUAGUGAUAUUUUUUGACGAAGGAAAACUAGAUGGACUGCCUUCAAAUUGAACCUUCCUUCUCUGCUUUUGAUGUGGAGUCUGAGGACACACAACAUUUCAGCUCGGACUACACUGGCAAGCCCUGGAAGGGACCUCUUGACAGUUGCCUCUGAAUAAGACUGGCUGAACCUAAAGGAAGAGGCAAAGGAGUGGCUGAUGUAUAGCUCUGACUGUAUAGCCCUAUUGAGUUGGUUAUUUAGUUGAAUUAAAUGGAAAAGGAAGAUUGAGGGGGCUGUAUUGGAGACCUUAUUGAUUUUCUCCAACCUCAACCUGCCUGCUUAUGGCAAACAUACUGGUCUCUUUGGGGGACAAGCAUUAGCAUGACCUGUGACCCUUCAGUGUCCUUGUUAGGGGUUUGGAGUGUUGGGGUUUUGUGUAUCGAAGACCAUGACAUCUACCGCCCCCUCAAUAUCGUAUUUCACUACAGGCAUGAGUCACAUUGAUUCCUAACAACUGUUAUUUGCUAGCUUUUAUUCACAGGCUAAGCAAAUGUGAAAUGUGAAAAUGAAGCAGCAAUAUGGUAACACGUUGGUCUUUGUCCAUAUGUGAAUAUUUCAUGAUUACUGUAGUUAUAGAUUUAUAUUUUUAUUUUCCUGUCUUAAAUAUCCUGCUUGAUGUAUGGCUAUUAUGUUAAUUAUUUGUACUGAUCUGAAAUGUAUUGCAGCUUUUGUAUAUACAGUGCCUUGCAAAAGCAUUCAGGCCCAUUGGAUGUCUUCACAUUGUAUUGUGUUACAAAAGUGGGAUUAAAAUUGGUUUAAUUAUACUUUUUUGUCAGCAAUCUGCACAAAAUACUCUAAUGUCAAAGUGAAAGAUGAAUUCUAGACGAAUAAACAUGAAAUAACUCAAAUAUAGUCGUUGCAGAAGCAUUUAGCUCCCUGAGUAAAUAAUUGUUCGAUAAACCUUUGGCAUCGAGGCUUCUUGGGUAAGUCUGUAAGGGCUUUGCACACCUGGAUUGUGCAAUAGUUUCCCAUUAUUAUUUUAUACAUUCUUCAAGCUCUGUCAAGAUGUUGGGGAUCAUGGUUAGACAGCAAAUUUCCAGUUUUGCCAUAGAUUUUCAAGCAGAUUUAAGUCAAAACUGUAACUUGGCCACUCAGGAACAUUCACUGUCUUCCUGUUAAGCAACUACAGGGUAGAUUUGGCCUUUCGUUGUUAUUGCUAUUGUCCUGCUGAAAGGUUGAAUUCCUUUCCCAGUCUGGUGUAGAGCAGACCGAAACAGAAGGAUUUUGAAACAGGAGGAUGUUCCUCUAGGAUUUUGCCUGUGCUUAGCUCUCUCCCCUUUCUUUUUCUCAUGAUAACCUCCCCAGUAUUUGCCGACACCAAAAUAAGGAGGCAGUUACUCAAUGAUGUGUUGUGUUGGAUUUGCCCCAAACACAAGGCUUUGAAAAGUAUUCCUCUGCUGUGUUUUUUUUGCAGUAUUACCUUUAGUACCUUGUUGCAUAUGACAGGUAGCCUGGCGAGUAGGAGCGUUGUGCCAGUAACCAACAAGUUGCUGGAUCAAACCCCCAAGCUGACAAGGUACAAAUAUGUCAUUCUGCCCGGAGCAAGGCAGUUAACCCACUGUUCCCUGGGUGCCGAUGAUUUGGAUGUUGAUUAAGGCAGCCCACCUCUGCACCUCUCAGAUUCAAAUGGGCUGGGUUAAAUAAGGGAGACACAAAUUAGUUGAAUGCAUUCAGUUGUACAACUGACGAGGUAUCCCCCUUUCCCAUGCAUGUUUUGUUUGAAUGCUCUGUACUCUUCUUUUCACUUUGUCAUUUAGGUAAUGAUUAUGGAGUCACUACAAUGUAGAUCCAUCCUCAGUUUUCUCCCAUCACAGCCAUUGAACUCUGUAGCUGUUUUUAAAAUCACCAAUGGCCUCGUGGUAACUUUCCUGAGCAGUUUCAUUCCUGUCCUGCAGCUCAAUUCAGAAGGACGACUGUAUCUUCGAUGUGUCUGGGUGGUUUAAUACAUCAUCCACAGCAUAAUUAACUUGACCGUGCUUAAAGAGAUAUUCAACGUCUGAUUUGUUAUUGUUACCCAUCUACAAAUCCCUUCCCUUCUUUAUGAGGCUUUCAAGAAGCUCCCUGGUCUUUGUAGUUGAAUCUCUAUCUUAAUAAAAAAAAAUGUAAAUGUUCUUCCACUAUGACAUUACAGGGUGUUUAGUAUAGAUUCUUGACGUCAACAAAAUGGCAAUUAAAUGCAUUUUAAUCCCACUUUGUAUCACAAUAAAAUGUGAAGUAAUCCAAAGGAUCUGAACACUUUUGCAAGGCAUUAUAUAUCAUUAUAUUCUCUAUUUAGCACAUUCAAAUCCACUUGUUUUUAUUUUCCCUCAGAGACCGUUUUUAUUGCCAUAGAAAACAAUAUUUUGGUGUGUAGACAUUGUCGUUUUACUAACAAUCUCCUCAAUACUUUCCCUCGGGAUUGUGUGUAUAUUAUCAUGUUGAAUAAAGUCAAAAUAUGUUU
Molecule: messenger RNA, 5624 nt
Organism: Oncorhynchus gorbuscha (pink salmon)
Lineage: Eukaryota; Metazoa; Chordata; Actinopteri; Salmoniformes; Salmonidae
Product: gamma-aminobutyric acid receptor subunit alpha-6-like
Exons: 10
Coding region: 177-1532 (451 amino acids)
Biological process (GO): monoatomic ion transmembrane transport; synaptic transmission, GABAergic; nervous system process
Cellular component (GO): postsynapse; neuron projection; dendrite membrane
Molecular function (GO): transmitter-gated monoatomic ion channel activity involved in regulation of postsynaptic membrane potential; GABA-gated chloride ion channel activity; benzodiazepine receptor activity
Source: RefSeq, a predicted model, not a curated record